Molecule: messenger RNA, 2451 nt
Organism: Ostreococcus lucimarinus CCE9901
Lineage: Eukaryota; Viridiplantae; Chlorophyta; Mamiellophyceae; Mamiellales; Bathycoccaceae
Exons: 1
Coding region: 1-2451 (816 amino acids)
Biological process (GO): positive regulation of transcription by RNA polymerase I; positive regulation of rRNA processing
Cellular component (GO): nucleolus
Molecular function (GO): RNA binding; protein binding
Source: RefSeq, a predicted model, not a curated record
AUGAAAGAUAGCGUGCUGAUCACGCCCGCGAGGGAGUGCCUGCGCGCGCACGACGUCGAGGGCGGUGGACGAGGGCGACGCGUCGUCGUCGCGCGCGGGGCGGAGCAGACGUGCGCGUGCGCGUCGCCGUAUUCGCAGACGCACGUCGUCACGGGGAGCGCGGACGGGACGCUGAGCGUGUGGGACGUGGAAACGAAGAAAACGGUGCGGAGUUAUGCGUUUCCGUGCGCGAUAUACGAUGUGGUGUAUCCAGGAGGGGAGAGCGGGAAGGAUUACGCGUACGUAUCGGCGAGCGCGCGCGAGGACGGCGGCGGACGCGUGUACAAGGUGAGUUUAUCUAAAGGGAAGAUUGUGGAGAAGUUAGGAAAGACGUCGAGACCGUGCAAGUUAGUCGCGAGCGCCAGUGGCGCGUUCGUGGCGUGCGUGGAACGACGAACCAUGUACGUGUGGGGGGUGGGCAAGGAUCGCGUAGGCGUCGCCUCUCGCGCGUUGCGCGUUCAUCACACCAAGGGCGUCACCGCGCUCGCGUUCUCGCACGAUGACGAGAUCUUAGCCGCCGGGGACUCGAGCGGAAGAAUUGUGAUGUGGCACGGAUUCGCGCGCGCCGUGCGCAAAUUACAAAGCGAGGCGCAGGGCGAGGAAACUGAGGUCAAGGGCGACGCGUUGCCGAGCACGACGUCGCACUGGCACUCUCGCGCCGUCGGGUGCUUGCACUUUUCCGCGGACGGCGCGCAUUUGUUUUCCGGCGGUGAAGAGGCGGUGUUGGUGAUUUGGACGGUGAAAGACGGGAAAAAGACAUAUUUACCGCGUUUAGGCGCGCCGUUGACGAAAAUUGUGGCGCGACGCGAAGAUCCCUCGCGACUGGCGCUCUUCGGUUCGGACAACGCCUUGCGACUGGUGAACGUCGCGUCGAUGACCGUUGAAGGGACUAUUCAGGGCGUGCGUCCACCCGUACUUGAUGCAAAAUCGACAAAGAGCGCCGAUGGCGUGGCGUACGCGUCCGUAGUCGCGUAUGAUCCUCGCGCGGAUGUGCUCGCGUUUUCCGCCGCCGGCGCCGCGUUGCAGUUUUACGACUACGCGCGAGACAACCACAUCGCCGAUCUCGCGGUAGCGCCGAGAAACUACGUCAACACGAGCGGAGAAGAAGACUCGCCGCUAGAAUCACACGUCGCACACGCGUCGUUUUCGCGCGAUGGGCGCGUGCUCGUCACCGUGGACAGACGCAGCGAUCAACCGCCGUCGGUGACGAGCGCGAUUGAGGAGACGCUGAAAAUUUGGGAGCGUCUUGACACGACGGAUGAAGACGAGAACGCCGACGUCGUCGUUCCUGGUGGCGCAUUCACGUGCGUGGCGCAGUGCGAAAUACCUCACAAAGGUUUGAUCACGUCCGUCGGCGUACGGCCGAGCGCGCACAGCCUCGAGGAGUCCAUGGCGUUCACCGCCGGCGUCGAGGGGGAGGUGAAGAUUUGGAUCCCGAACGGUCGAGUUUCGCGAGGCGGCGAGCACGCGGGAUGGAGAUGCCGAUCGAGCGCCUCACAUCCGAGUGGAUCAGCGAUCACGUGCGGCGCGUUCAGCGCCGACGGCUCUAUUCUCGCCACGGCGGCGAAUGAAAUAGUGCUCUGGGAUCCCAAGACGAACGCCAAGCUCGCGACGUUGACAAUGCCGAAGUCGUCGCCAGAUGGGGAGCCCGAGAACCCAAUCAAAGCGGUUGCAUUCAGCGCUGAUGAGCCUCUAUUCGCCGCCUGCGACGGAACGACGCUGGUGUUUUGGAAUUUGCAAACUUUACAGCCAUGGCGCGUCUACUCGGCGCCGUGCGUCGAUUUGUUCGCGCAUCCGUCUGUGGCGAUGUUUGUCGCUGUAUUCGCGCCGCAGCGAUCGAGCGAAGAUGUCGAAGGUGUUGAAAACGCUGCCGUCGUCGUGCGAUUCACCGGUCGGGACGCCACGCCCGCGAGUGCGUACGCGUGCCGCGACGGCGCGCCGGAAGCGGUGAUUUUCCCGCCGGGCGAUCGCUCCGACCGCGCCGCCGCCGCGACGUCGCUCGAGUCUUCGACGCCGAUGCUCGUCAUCACGCGCGACAGACAAAUCAUACGAGUAGGUGCUGAGACGAACCGCGAGGCGCGCGUGCGAGACGAUAUGGAUAUCGACCUUAAGCUCGCGACAAAGACGUUCCCGGGCGGCGUCGCCGUCGUCGGCGCGCCCGCGAACCCGCAGUUGAAGGAAUACCUCGCCGACACCGAAGCGAGCGUUCGUGCGCUCAAUCUCAGCACUGAAGACGACGACGAUGUUCCAGCGCACGAGCGCGUCAUCGGCGGCGCGCUUCAAGGCGUGGGUAAGAUGCCUUGGGGCGCGCUCUUCGACUCGCCCUCGCACGAGUUGCCCCCGCUCACGACGCUGUGCCCGCGUUUCAUGGACGCCAUGCUCGUGCGACAGGCCAAACCCGACGCGGAAUGA